Molecule: messenger RNA, 762 nt
Organism: Vitis vinifera (wine grape)
Lineage: Eukaryota; Viridiplantae; Streptophyta; Magnoliopsida; Vitales; Vitaceae
Product: F-box/LRR-repeat protein At4g14096-like
Exons: 2
Coding region: 1-762 (253 amino acids)
Molecular function (GO): protein binding
Source: RefSeq, a predicted model, not a curated record
AUGGCGGAAGUAAUGGAUUCAAAGUUUGAACAACGCAGAGAUAGAAUCAGCAACCUACCAGAUGCGCUUCUUUGUCACAUCCUUUCAUUUCUUCCCACUAAAUUUGCUUUGGGAACUAGUAUCCUGUCAAAAAGAUGGAGGUACCUUUGGAAAUCUGUCCCGAUUCUCGACUUUGAUGAUGAUUUACUGCUGAAUCGAAAUGCGGCCACGCCUGCUGAACUUGAAGAAAGAACAAUUAUGUUUUUGAAUUUUGUGGACAGAGUAUUGUUUCACAGUGAUGUCUCAUCUGUUCAAAAGUUCCGUCUCCUUUACUAUGGUAGUCGUCUGGACUCUGUUUAUUCGUGGAUCUGCACUGCGCUUGGCCGUCGAGUUCAAGAGCUUGAUCUCAACUUCCUUAUGCUACACGGGGAUAUUGAAUUGCCUCCCAUGUUUUUCAUUUCCAAAACAUUAGUGGUUGUGAAACUCUGGCAUGCGAUCUUUCUUGAUAUCCCUUCUACAGUUUGGCUUCCAAAUGCAUUUUCGAGCUUAGAUGAAGAAGAAGAACAGGAGUACGAAGUUGUUGUUGAUGCCCCAAAUCUUGAAUACUUUACUAUCACAGAUUAUGUAUCAAAGAAGCAUUUGGUGAACAAUAUAUCUUCCUUGAUUAAAGCAUUUAUUGAUAUUGGGCCAGAUAGUGAAGAAUUUGAAGAAAGUUCACAUAAUGGUCAUAUGUCUUACCGUGGUCGUAUAUCCGAGCUUCUUAGAAGGAUUUCAAAUGUUUAG